UUAUUAUAAACUAUACCAAAUAUUUUUUUAAACAUUGUUUGUAAUUAGGUAGUAACAAUAAAGUCUGUCAAAACUUAAAUAGGAAUAAUAAAGCUUCAGCUAAAGUAUUUGGGCUACCCCAUGUAGCUUUUGAUUACUUUCAUAAAUUUAGUAAGAACGAUGUUCGAUAACUACUCUCCGCCGCAACAAACACCCAGUGCCCCACCUCCACCACAAAAGAUAAUAAGGUUUGAUAAAGGAUACCUCAAGACAUUACCUGGCAUACUAAAACUGACAGAACUGAUAUGUAACAUAGCAGGCUUCAUUUGUAUAAAGAUAUCAUGGGCUUGGCUGUCGGCAAUUUUCUUCAACAUUCUGUACUGGGUGGGCAUCAUGGUGACUCUGUUCCUGUUGCUCAUGUACACAUUUCAUUUUGUGGAGAAGUAUGAUAGAUGGCCAUGGUUCAAAGGGGAAUUCUUUUUUUCGGUGGCCAUGGCAUUGGCAUACAUAGUCACCUCAAUAUUUGCCUCUACAAUUGGAGAGAGUGUAGGCUAUGCUGUUAGUUUCUUUGGAUUCUGUGCUAUUAUUGCAUAUGGUUUAGACGCCUACUUGAAGUACAAAGGAUGGAAGAGGGGCCUGCCACCGCAGUAACAUGACUAUUACUUCCAGACAAGUGACCUUAGUAAUGAUAGGUAAACUUAAAUUUUAAACAGGUAACCAUUUUGAUAACAAGUGCCUUUCUAGUAUAUUUACUUAAGCACAACUUUUUGUAAGUAUUUUAAAUCUAUACAAUAUUAUUGAGACAGUAUUGUCCUACAAAAACUCUGCCCGAGGGUAAGAAUAUUUUGUAUUAAAAAAUGAGCAUUUGCAUGUGCUAAAAAAAUAUAUGGUAUCAAGCACUAACAGCUAAGCUUAGCAAGUAAGCCAAAUUAUUGUUUAACUAAAGACUUAUUUUAGUUAGUAUUAUUUUUUAUUGUUAAGUCAAUAAUAUUUAUUUUAAUUAAUAAAACAUACUGUAAAGGU
Molecule: messenger RNA, 1002 nt
Organism: Aricia agestis (brown argus)
Lineage: Eukaryota; Metazoa; Arthropoda; Insecta; Lepidoptera; Lycaenidae
Product: plasmolipin
Exons: 3
Coding region: 160-630 (156 amino acids)
Cellular component (GO): membrane
Source: RefSeq, a predicted model, not a curated record